Molecule: messenger RNA, 1052 nt
Organism: Centruroides sculpturatus (bark scorpion)
Lineage: Eukaryota; Metazoa; Arthropoda; Arachnida; Scorpiones; Buthidae
Product: zinc finger protein 253-like
Exons: 5
Coding region: 217-975 (252 amino acids)
Cellular component (GO): nucleus
Source: RefSeq, a predicted model, not a curated record
AAGAAAAAAGUGGACAAUUUAAGGUGUUCGACAGGGCAUACUAGAUAUACUAUAGAGGAACUGUUAAGAGAUAAAGAAGACUCCGUUAUUCCCGCUACUAUUCCUUCUUUUCCGAAUUUUUCUUGGUGGCAAACUUCACCUGUUAACAACCCUCUGAGACAAGUUGCUCUCUUAACGUUUGGAACUUUGCAGGCGGAUGCCUCCUAUUUUACAUCGAUGAAAGAUGAAAUUUUCUCUCCAGUCCGAUCGAACAUUCUACCUUUAGUUAUGGAUCGAUCUCCAUGGUGGGACAUUAAUUACCAUAGCUCAGAGACCGAAUUUUCAAAACAACUUUAUGCUCUUCCUUGUCCGUUUAUACAUCAAUCUAAGCAUUGCCCUUCUGCAUGCCAAGAAAUGCCAUCGCCUCCAAUUAGAAGGUUAAACGCUAAUCAAGAUCAAUGUCUCCCUCAAAACGCAACAAGUAUAACCGAUUGCUUCAAAAUGGCGAAAUCCAGGAUUAUGACAGAUAAAAGUUAUUUAUGUAAACAAUGCGGUAAGACUUUCAAGCGUUCCUCUACCCUUUCGACUCAUAUGCUGAUUCAUUCUGAUAUCAGACCCUAUCCUUGCCAGUAUUGUGGAAAGAGAUUUCAUCAGAAAUCAGAUAUGAAGAAACACACAUACAUUCACACAGGAGAAAAACCUCAUAAAUGUGUAGUAUGCGGCAAGGCUUUUAGCCAAUCUUCAAAUUUAAUUACUCACACUAGAAAACAUACAGGGUUUAAGCCUUUCGCAUGCUAUACUUGUGGAAGAGCUUUUCAGAGAAAAGUGGACUUGAGACGUCACCGUGACACUCAGCAUGCAAAAAGUUCUAUUCUCUCCUCAGAAGGAAAAACUCACGAAUUGUUUUCGAGUGAAACAAGAUGGAAUCGCGACAUAUUUCCCACUUUAGCUGCAAAUUGUAGCAAUUUUGAAGGAUUUCAUUUGCUAACUGAUUAAGUAUUCUGUAAUUGUCUAAUUGUAUUGUUGUUGUAUAUUGCUGGUGAUGUGGACCAAUAUUAUAUUAAUGAUGUGUA